AUGGCGGCGGCGGCGGCUGCGAGCGGCAGGAGGGCCAAGGCCCCGCGUGGGGCCGCGGGACGGCGGCGGCCGCGCCCGGCGGUCCCAAACGCCCAGGGGAGACCGCGGGCGGCGGCCGGGCGGCCCGCCGACGAGGAGGUGUCCAGCGACUCCGAGACGGAGAGCCUGUCGCUGGGCCGGCGGCGGCGAGAGGCGGCGGCGGAGGAGGAGCUGGAGGAGACGCCGCAGGAGAAGAAGCUGCGCCUGGCCAAGCAGUACCUGGAGGAGCUCCGCCAGCUCGAGGAGGAGCGGGCGGAGGAGGAGGAGGAGGAAACCCAGCCGGCGGAUCUCAUCGGCCACCGGCUGAAGGAGGACGUGCUCGAGCAGAAGGGCCGGCUGCAGCGCCUGGUCGCCAAAGAUGUGCAGCCUCCGGAUCCAGCCAGCAUCCGUGUGCUGCGGGGACACCAGCUGCCUGUCACCUGCCUGGUCAUCUCUCCCGAUGACAGAUUCAUCUUUUCUGCUUCCAAGGACGGCUCCCUCAUCAAAUGGGAGGUGGACAGCGGGAAGAGGCUGUGCGUGGUGCCCGGGGGGAAGAAGGGCACAGAGGAGCGGCACAUGGGACACGCAUCCCACAUCCUCUGCAUGGCCAUCUCAUCGGAUGGCAAGUACCUGGCCACGGGUGACAGGAACAAGCUGAUCAUGAUCUGGGACACAGCCACCUGCAAGCGCCUGCACAUCUUCACAGGGCACCGUGAUGCUGUCUCGGGCCUGUCCUUCCGCAAGGGGACACACCAGUUGUACAGCGCUUCCCACGACCGCUGCGUCAAGGUCUGGAAUGUGGCAGAGAACGCCUAUGUGGAGACCCUGUUUGGGCACCAGGACGUCAUCACAGGGCUGGACAGCCUGAGCCGGGAGUGCUGUGUGACGGCCGGGGGACGGGAUGGCACCGUGCGGCUCUGGAAGAUCCCUGAGGAGACACAGCUCGUGUUUUCUGGGCAUCAGGGCUCCAUCGACUGUAUCCAGCUCAUCAACGAGGAGCACAUGGUGUCUGGUGCUGAUGAUGGGUCUUUAGCCCUGUGGGGGCUGACGAAGAAGAAGCCGCUGGCGCUGGCUCGGCAGGCACACGGCAUGCAGGACGCCCAGGGCCUGGAGCAGCCCUACUGGAUCUCAGCAGUGGCCGCCCUGCGCAACAGUGACCUCCUGGCUACAGGCUCCCACAGCGCCAGCGUGAAGCUUUGGAAGUGUGGUGAGGGAUUUCGGAAGCUGGAGCACCUCUGGGACAUCCCCUUGGUGGGUUUUGUCAACAGCCUCAAGUUCUCGUCAUCUGGUGACUUCCUGGUGGCUGGCAUUGGGCAAGAGCACCGGCUUGGACGGUGGUGGAGAAUCAAAGAAGCCAAAAACAGCAUCUGCAUCAUCCCCCUUAAACAGAGGGCCACAACCUCUGACCCUGAGUCCCCUGGCAGCUCCUAGUCCCCCAGUCCUAGAGCCGCUGGAGCAGGUCAUUCUGUCCCUGAAGCUGCACCUUGGUGCAUCCUUGGUGCAGCCAGCCCCUUGGGGUUGGCAGGAUGGAAGUAGGGGUUGUCACACAGCCUUGCUGGCCCCUGUGUU
Myiozetetes cayanensis is the source of this 1587-nucleotide messenger RNA. RefSeq names its product ribosomal RNA processing 9, U3 small nucleolar RNA binding protein (gene RRP9). Lineage: Eukaryota; Metazoa; Chordata; Aves; Passeriformes; Tyrannidae. Gene Ontology annotation, cellular component: small-subunit processome. Gene Ontology annotation, molecular function: protein binding; snoRNA binding. Bases 1 to 1449 code for a protein of 482 amino acids. The transcript is spliced from 15 exons. The record is from RefSeq and is a predicted model, not a curated record.